UAUCUGCAGAAGAGAAACCUGCAGCUGCCUCUCAAUUUUGUCACGGGGGAAGCAGUCUUAUACGGCAGUGAUUUUCCUGACCUCCUGGAUUCCUUCCAGACUGAAGAGGAUUUCCAGACAAAUAACAGCUCCUGCAUGGAGCAGUGCUCAGCAGACCUCAGUUCUCUUCUUGGGGCCGUGACGAAGCAGGAUGCACCUGGGUAUGUCUCUCACGCUGAUCAUGUGCUGCAGCUCCCCRUGGCAGCUCUCAUCUGUGAGCCUGAUGGGCCAGAUCCAGACAAGAUAGACAGUGACACCGAGGAGGACAGCAACUCCCUCCUGGUCAUCAUUGAAACUCUCUUUGAGAAAAGCAAGAUGGAUGAGAACAUCUGCCAGACCCUCCAGAACYUCAAUGUGGACAACAUGGAUCUGCAACAGUGGCAGGAGACGCUGUUCGACUUGUGUGUAGAGCAGCUGACAUCUCAGGGCAAUGUUGAGCGGCUGGACAGUGAGGUGAACGCCUGCAUGGAGCAAAUGCCAUUCAGGAAGGACACUGAGGAGAGCACGGACUUCCCGCUCUGCAGUGCAACGGGGAUGUCCUGCGGUGGGGAAGGCAGUCCUGCAGCUCUCUGGGCAGUUAAUUCAGCAGCUCCUGCACCACUGGGGUUUCAGACACCACUGCUGUGUCAGGCACCUGAUGCACAAGACCAAGAUGCUGCUGUCUCUCUUGUGCCCAUUAUGCCUGAGGGCAGCUYUGCUCAACCCAAAGAGCAGGUCCCAUUUGACCCAGCUGGGCUCAUGGGAGGAACCAUCACUGGUGCUCCAGGCUCCCUCAGCAAGCCCUGUGUGACAGAUCAGCUGGCAAACCAAGGACAGUGGUUUCAAGGGAAAGGUACCAUUUCCCUUCCUGCAGACAGCAUUGAUCCUAAUAACCAGAGCCAGCUGAAGGGCUCAGGAUGUCCGUCUCCACUGGACUCAAAUGCACUAGUGUCCCAGUGGCACAAUGCUCCUGUCCUGGCAAACCCAGACAGCGUUUUAGGGCAGAGCAUUGCCCCUGGACACUGCCCAUCAGAAGCUUGGGUGACUGUUGCUCCAGAAGAGCUGGGAGUAGCAGCAGUGCAGAUGGAGUCACAGCAAACUGCUCUGCCUGGCUCCCCAGGGCCGGGGCUGUCGCCCCUGCAGCCUGCUCCUUGCCAGGGCUUGUCCACGUCCUGCACCGUCCAGUUCUCUGCAGUUGAGGACCUCCAUACUGCAGCAGCAGCUCUCCCUGUGCAAGAUCCAAAGCCAUCAGAAGUUGACCUGCAGCCAGGAAAUGGGAAAUUCCCCAAACAGCCUUCUGCUCCCCUUAACAUAUCCAGCAUUUACUGGGAAGRGGACUGGGCGAUGCUCCAAGAGGACAAGUGGUUGAGACAGCACCGGCCACAGCUUCUGCAGGCUGGGACGCAUCCUCAGGGAUGCAACGAGCUAACUGCGAUGCAACACAACAAACUCCUGCUGGAUAACGGCCUGGACCCACACACCCAGCAGAUGGACCAUGUUGUCUGGCCUCAGUGGGAGUACAGCGAUAGCAAGGGCUUCUUUAAACAYCAAUAUGCCUUUAUUAAGGAUGUCCCUAAAAUAUGCCUUUCUCAGCAACCAAGGACUUGCCACAGUGAGAGCCACUCUGGGGCAUCUUAYUACUCAUCAGGACCCACGUUGGGUUGCUCAACAACUCUCCCUGUGGAGGGCCACCAGAUGGAGGAAGCCCCUGCGAUGGAGCUGACCCGUGCACUUGCUCAGGAUGAYGUGAUCUUCACGAAGUCCUGACAAAGAGAGGAAGGUCUGUUCUUCCUCCCAUGGCACCUUGAGGGKGUAGCACCCUAUGUGAUUCCCUUGAUUCCG
Messenger RNA from Nothoprocta perdicaria, 1860 nucleotides. RefSeq lists its product as uncharacterized. The annotation marks the transcript as partial. The record is from RefSeq and is a predicted model, not a curated record. NCBI's taxonomy places the organism in Eukaryota, Metazoa, Chordata, Aves, Tinamiformes, Tinamidae. The transcript is spliced from 3 exons.